Messenger RNA from Oncorhynchus keta (chum salmon), 8404 nucleotides. Its product is annotated as receptor-type tyrosine-protein phosphatase F. The transcript is spliced from 40 exons. The record is from RefSeq and is a predicted model, not a curated record. Lineage: Eukaryota; Metazoa; Chordata; Actinopteri; Salmoniformes; Salmonidae. The coding region runs from base 644 to 6376 and encodes 1910 amino acids. Gene Ontology annotation, molecular function: protein binding; adenosine deaminase activity; RNA binding. Gene Ontology annotation, biological process: protein dephosphorylation; RNA processing.
UGUGAUCAACCUUUGGUGCUGAAGGGUCUCUCUGCAAACUACUGUGAGAGUGAGUGAGUGAGUGAGAGAGAGUGAGAGAGAGUGAGAGUGAGAGAGAGAGAGAGGAAGAGAGAGAGAGGAAGAGAGAGAGAGAGAAGAGAGAGAGAGAGAGAGAGGAAGAGAGAGAGAGAGGAAGAGAGAGAGAGAGAGAUAAUUUUCUUCAACGGUGUGAACAGUUAGUUGUGGAUUAUCUAAGCAGGGAGAAGAGCGACUUGAGUUCUAUAAAGAUUCUCUUAACCUUCCCUGGAUUCUGGAGGAUAUUCUUUAAGGAUUUCUGCAAGGAUUUGGAUAUUGUGGUACAACAUUCUUGGAACUAACUACCAAAAGAAGGUUUCUCACGGGAAUACAAAAUAUAUAUAUUUUCUAGAUCUAGGUGUCUGUGUUUGAUCGUGUGGGGUGAGGUGUCUGUCUUCGUUGAGGGGAGCGAGGAGUCGCCGCUUUGUGUCUUCGUUGAGGGGAGCGAGGAGUCGCCGCUUUGUGUCUUCGUUGAGGGGAGCGAGGAGGAGUCACUUUGUGUCUUCGUUGAGGGGAGCGAGGAGGAGUCACUUUGUGUCUUCGUUGAGGGGAGCGAGGAGGAGGAGUCGCUGUGCCAACCUGGACCAUCAUGGUGCCAAACAUUCACCCUGCAGUUCCCCUCCUGCCCAGGAGGGCGGUGCCAUUCCUCCUGCUGCUACUCAGCUGCCUGGUGCUCUCCACUCAGGCUGACAGCUUACCAAGUUUCGUCAAGUCUCCCGAGGACCAGACGGGUAUAUCGGGUGGUGUAGCAUCCUUCGUGUGCCAGGCCACAGGAGACCCCAAACCCAGGAUCACUUGGAUGAAGAAGGGCAAGAAAGUCAGUUCCCAGCGCUUUGAGGUGAUUGACUUUGAUGACGGUUGUGGGUCUGUGCUGAGGAUCCAGCCGCUGAGGACACACAGAGACGAGGCCAUAUAUGAAUGUACUGCCGCCAACAGUGGCGGCGAGAUCAACACUAGCGCCAAACUCACCGUGCUAGAAGAGAACCAGAUCCCUCAUGGGUUCCCCAACAUAGACAUGGGUCCCCAGCUUAAGGUGGUGGAGAAGACCAGGACGGCCACCAUGCUGUGUGCUGCCAGCGGCAACCCUGACCCAGAGAUCACCUGGUUUAAAGACUUCCUGCCUGUAGACAUCAACAGCAGCAACGGACGAAUCAAACAACUCCGCUCAGGAGCCCUACAGAUUGAGAACAGUGAGGAGUCAGACCAGGGGAAGUAUGAGUGUGUUGCCAUGAACAACGCAGGAACGCGCUACGCAGCCCCAGCCAAUCUCUACGUGCGAGUACGUCGUGUCCCUCCGCGGUUCUCCAUCCCGCCCACCAACCAUGAGGUGAUGCCUGGGGGCAGUGUGAACCUGACAUGUGUUGCUGUGGGAUCUCCCAUGCCCUAUGUCAAGUGGAUCAUGGGAGAAAUCGAACUCACCAAGGAGGAUGAGAUGCCCAUCGGUCGGAAUGUUCUGGAGGUGACCAACAUCAAGGAGUCCGCCAACUACAGCUGCGUGGCCAUAUCAUCACUGGGCCAGAUCGAGGCUACCGCUCAGGUCUCCGUCAAAGCCCUCCCCAAGCCCCCCACCUCUCUCAUAGUGACUGAGACCACAGCCACCAGUGUGACCCUAAUCUGGGACUCUGGGAACCCUGAACCUGUGUCCUUCUUCAUGAUCCAGUACCGGGCUAAAGCCACCGACGCAGGCUUCCAGGAGGUGGACGGAGUAGCUACCACUCGGUACAGCAUCGGCGGGCUCAGCCCCUACUCGGAAUACGAGUUCCGUGUGAUGGCGGUGAACAACAUUGGGCGCGGGCCGCCCUCUGACCCGGUAGAGACCCGUACGGGGGAGCAGGCUCCCUCUUCACCCCCUCUGGCUGUCCAGGUCCGCAUGCUGUCUGCUUCCACCAUGUUGGUCCAAUGGGAACCGCCCGAGGAACCUAACGGACAGAUCAGAGGGUAUCGUGUGUACUACAGUUCAGACAUGAACGACCCUCUGAGUGGCUGGCAGAAGCACAACACUGACGACAGCAGACUGACCACCAUCUCAGGGUUGACCACUGAUAUCACCUACAGCCUCAGGGUGCUGGGGUUCACCUCUGUAGGGGACGGACCCCCCUCAGACGUACUGCAGGUCAAGACCCAGCAGGGAGUUCCUGCCCAACCAUCCAGCUUCGAGGCAGAAGCAGAGUUGGAUACUCGUAUCAUGUUGACCUGGCUGUGGCCUGUCCAGGACACCAUCACUAAGUACGAGCUACAGUACUGGGAGGCUAACUCUGACAACAAGAUCCACGUGACUUUUAAUCCUGCGGGGUCAUACGCCGUGGAGGGUCUGAAGCCCGACACCCUGUACCGUUUCUCCCUGGCAGCCCGCUCCGAGUUCGGCCUGGGAGUCUACACACAGCCCAUAGAGGCUCGCACCGCCCAGUCCACCCCCUCCGCCCCCCCUCAGGAGGUGCACCUGUCCAGUCUAAGCUCCACCUCCCUCAAGGUGAGUUGGGUGGCUCCGCCCGCCGCAUCCCGCCACGGCGCCAUCGUGGCGUACACCGUCAGCUACCAGUCCACCGGCAGCGCCAGCGAGGACCCCGAGCGCCACGAUGUGUCGGGGAUCGGAGCGGACGCCUCUAGUUAUGUGCUGGAGGGCCUGGAGAAGUGGACAGAGUACCAGGUGUGGGUUAGAGCGCACACUGAUGUGGGCCCGGGCCCAGAGAGCGCUCCGGUCAGGAUCAAAACUAAAGAGGACGUGCCAGGUGCCCCUCCCAGGAAGCUGGAGGUAGAAGCUGUGAACUCUACAGCCAUCAGGGUAACGUGGAAGGCACCCCUGCCAGGGAAGCAGCACGGCCAAAUCAGGGGCUACCAGGUCAUCUUCUCCAGGCUGGAGAACGGGGAGCCACGCGGUCAGCCCAACAUCAUGGACGUAGCCCUGCCUGAGGCUCAGUGGAAUAUUGAGGAGUCCACAGAGUAUGAGGCCACCAUCACUGGUCUGCACUCCGAGACCACCUACUCUGUUACCGUGGCAGCCUACACAACCAAGGGAGACGGGGCGCGUAGCAAAGCUAAAGUCAUCACCACCACCGGAGCAGUCCCGGGUCGCCCCACCAUGAUGAUCAGCACCACUAACAGUGACACCGCCCUGAUCCAGUGGCAGCCUCCUAAAGACAUGGUGGGAGAAAUGAUGGGCUACCAGCUGCAGUACAGACUCCGAGAGGACACGGCGUACACCUCACGGGAAUUCAAACGGACGGUCGACCACCACACCGUCACCGGACUGCUCAAGGGCGCCACCUACGUGUUCCGGCUGAGUGCGUUGAACCGCGCCGGUACCGGAGAGGCCUAUGUCAAGGAGAUCAGCACGCAAGAAGAUGUGCCCAGCGGGUACCCCUUAAAACUCUGCGUGACAGGGUUGACCACGUCGACCACCCAGCUGGCGUGGGAUCCCCCAGCGCUGUCUGAGAGGAACGGGAAGAUAUUGCAGUAUGUUGUGGUGUACAGAGACAUCAACAGCCACACCAACAGCACCAACAGGACGAUGGACACACACAUGACCAUCCAGGGCCUGAAACAUGACACCACCUAUGACAUCAGAGUCCAGGCGUUCACCAGUAGAGGAGGGGGACCCUUCAGUCCUAGUAUACAGAGCAGGACAACAUCUACCUCACCUGCGUUUGCCACAAGCUUCGGCGUCAAAGCCGUCAUGAAAACAUCAGUCCUGCUCACGUGGGAAGUGCCAGAAAACUACAAGUCCCAAGUGCCUUUCAAGAUCCUGUAUAACCAGCAGAGUGUGGAGGUACAGGGGAACCUGAAGAGGAAGUUGAUCACCCGACUACAGCCUGAUACAGACUACAGCUUUGUGUUGAUGUCCAGAGGAAACACAGCCGGUGGUCUUCAGCAGCAGGUGUCCAUCAGGACGACCCCAGACCUCCUGAAGACUAAACCUGUCCUCUACUCUACUCAGCACAACCAGGAGGGGAAGCUCACUAUAGACCUGCCUAAAGUACAGCCUACUAGUCAAGUCAGAUGGUACUACAUCGUGGUGGUGCCUGUGUCCCCGUCGUCGUCACGGCGAUGGGAGAACCCCGACGAGAUGGACCUGGAGGAGCUGUUGGAGUCUGGCGAGGGUCCUGUCCUGCGUCGCAGGCGCCAGGUCGAGCCCACGCGGCCGUACAUCGCCGCCAAGCUGCCCUCCCUGCCCGCUACGUUCACCCUGGGAGAUGAGAAGAAUUACAACGGCUUCUACAACCGUCCCCUGCCGGGUCACCAGCGCUACCUGGCCUUCAUACUGGCUGCACUGAAGGAGCAAGACACGGACAACAGUGACAAACAUAGAAGGUUCUCAGCCAGUCCUUACUCCGACCCUGUCCACGUGUCUCCUGACGUGUCCAGGACUCCGGAACAGCCAGAGAUGUUGUGGGUCCUGGGUCCUGUCCUGGCCGUGGUGCUCAUCAUCGUCAUCGUUAUCGCCAUCUUGCUCUUCAAGAGGAAACGAGCAUCUCCCCUCCCCAAAGAUGACCACUCAGGAGGGGUGAAGGACUCACUGCUGGGCAACUCUUCCGACCCUGUAGAGAUGAGACGACUCAACUACCAGACACCAGGAAUCAGGGACCCUCCCAUCUGUGUGUCAUCUGUAGGGACUGAGAUAGAGAGGGACUUGUCUGCUAGAGAGGGACUGGGAUUCUCCUCUCUCCAUCAGUCCAUAGAUCCUGCCCAGCAGUUCACCUGGGAGAAUUCCAACAUGGAAGUGAACAAACCAAAGAACCGCUAUGCUAAUGUCAUCUCAUAUGACCACUCCAGAGUCGUCCUGACGUCUGUUGAUGCUGUUCCUGGUAGUGACUACAUCAACGCCAACUACAUAGACGGCUACAGGAAACAGAAUGCCUACAUCGCUACGCAGGGCCCUCUUCCCGAGACCCUCAGUGACUUCUGGAGGAUGGUGUGGGAGCAGAGGGCUCACACUAUCGUCAUGAUGACACGACUGGAGGAGAAGUCACGAGUGAAGUGUGACCAGUACUGGCCUGUCAGAGGGACAGAGACCUAUGGUAUGAUACAGGUCAGCAUGUUGGAUACUGUGGAGCUGGCUACCUACAGCGUACGCACCUUCGCUCUCUACAAGAAUGGUUCCAGUGAGAAGCGUGAGAUUCGUCAGUUCCAGUUCAUGGCCUGGCCGGACCACGGGGUACCAGAGUACCCCACCCCUAUCCUGGCCUUCCUACGACGGGUCAAAGCCUGCAACCCCCCUGACGCUGGGCCCAUGGUGGUACACUGCAGUGCGGGCGUGGGUAGAACAGGCUGCCUGAUCGUGAUCGAGGCCAUGCUGGAGCGUAUGAAGCAUGAGAAGUCGGUGGAUAUCUACGGUCAUGUGACAUGUAUGAGAGCUCAGAGGAACUACAUGGUGCAGACUGAGGACCAAUAUGUCUUUAUCCACGAGGCCUUGCUAGAGGCAGCCACCUGUGGCCUCACUGAGGUCCCCGCGCGCAAUCUGUACGCACACAUCCAGAAACUCACCCAGCCGCCCACAGGGGAGACCGUCACCGCCAUGGAGCUGGAGUUUAAGAGACUGGCUAACUCCAAAGCCCACACCUCCAGGUUCAUCAGUGCCAACCUGCCCUGCAAUAAGUUCAAGAACCGGCUGGUGAAUAUCAUGCCCUUCGAGUCAACACGCGUGUGUCUGCAGCCUAUCAGAGGAGUGGAGGGGUCUGACUACAUCAACGCCAGCUGCAUCGAUGGGUACAGACAACAGAAAGGGUAUCUGGCCACCCAGGGCCCUCUGGCGGAAACCACUGAAGACUUCUGGAGGAUGCUGUGGGAACAUAACUCUACCAUAGUAGUGAUGCUCACCAAACUCAGAGAGAUGGGCCGGGAGAAAUGUCACCAGUAUUGGCCAGCGGAGCGCUCAGCCAGGUACCAGUACUUUGUGGUGGACCCCAUGGCUGAGUACAACAUGCCCCAGUACAUCCUCCGAGAGUUCAAGGUGACCGACGCCAGGGAUGGCCAAUCCAGGACGAUCCGCCAAUUCCAGUUCACUGAUUGGCCAGAACAAGGAGUGCCAAAAACCGGGGAAGGAUUCAUCGAUUUCAUUGGCCAAGUACAUAAAACCAAGGAGCAGUUUGGACAGGACGGACCAAUCACUGUUCACUGCAGUGCCGGGGUGGGCAGGACAGGGGUCUUCAUCACUCUGAGUAUCGUGUUGGAGAGGAUGAGGUACGAAGGGGUGGUGGACCUCUUCCAGACCGUCAAGACGUUACGCACCCAGAGACCUGCCAUGGUGCAGACAGAGGACCAGUAUCAGCUGUGCUACAGAGCAGCUUUGGAGUACCUGGGGAGUUUUGACCACUAUGCAACGUAACCACUCUGAGCUGAGCAGCCUCUGGCCACUGAGUGUCCCAUCUCAGCCACCGUACUUGUAUCAACCCAUCUGACCUGACCCUGACCUUCCUUGCUACCCUAUCACAGGGGAGGAGGGCGGUGCCACUGUCACCUAGCGACGGGUUCAACCAAUCCCAGAGGUCUACUACUCGGAUUUACAACAAACAAAAAAAAACACACGAAAAAACCACCCUAAAUAUUGCUUUAUAAAACAAACAACAAACAAUACCAUGACGACGACAGCGUUUCACAAGGGAGCAAGCGACAGUUCUGACUGAGUUUCUGUUCUCCUUUCUUACUUUAUUAUUAUGAAAUAUCGUUCUGAAUAAUGUUCUUAUAUUUAGUUAAUCAUUUGUUUUUGUUUUUAUAAUUGUUUUAAUACCAUCAGACAUGUAUUUUGUCUUCAUGGCCUAACUGGGGCACAGCAUUUUAGUUUUUACACCUUAAUUGGUAUGUUUAUUUUAGUUCAAAAUAAAAAAAAAUGUUGUAUGUUAUUUUAGGGACCUGUAUUUUCUACUUCCUAGACGUUAAUACAGGAGAACCACUGUUUGUUCUCUGAAGCUGCUGACAGUUUUUACUUUUAUCAAGAUUUUUAUUGUUUAUUAUCUUUUUUUCUGUUUUGUCUUCUUCGUUUUAAAACGGAUCAAGAUUAACUAAGAUAAUACGCCUUUUCACUUUGCUGUUUCUUUUUAAAACGUAGGGGGGGGGGGAAAAUGACAAAAUGAUUCAAACACAUACACCAACCGCCGCGAUACAGGUACUAUAUAAACCACACUAGCUAGCGAAAAACGUGACAUCAACUAACGACAACUAAAUCAGCAUUGUACAGAAACUCAAAGAGCACAUGAUGAUUUCAACAACAGAGAGAAGCCUUGAAGACAUUGAGGCCUUCAAUUACCAGAGAAUGAAUCUGGAGACGAACGGACGAACAGACUUUUAUACCCAACGAGGAGUUGAACUUGAGAAUCAACUCCUGAAUCGCUGUAUGAAUCAUAUUGUGUCCCCUCUAAGCCCCUCCUCUUUCCUUGGUUCCCAGCGAGCUGAUUGGUCAGUCCGCUGCCUGGGGGUUGGAACAUAGGGACUGCAGGAGCAGCUCCCCCUGGUGGUGGAGAGAGGAGUAGCAGCCAUUAACCCUGGCCCCCCUGUACAGAAUACUACGAUUACUACCGGAGGGACAGAGACACACAAACCCUCUGCAUCCUCCAACCGACCUGCUAUUAUUUUAUACAGAAAUAGAAAUGAUGACUAUAUAUAUAUAAUUCUGAUUGAUUAUAUAUAUAUAUAUGUACAAUUAUACAUAGAUAUAUACUGCAGCUUCAAACUAUAUUGUUAAAAUAAUUCACUCUCUUUACUUACCGGCUUAGAGGAAAUUAAAGAGAGAAAGGGAAAGAGAGAGAGAGUGAGAGAUGGAAGGAGAGAGAAAGUUAGUGUCUGUAUCUACUGGAUUACCAUAGCAACCUGACAGCCAGACAGAGUUGAGAUCAGUGUUCCGUUUUUCAAUCCAGUCAUUUUUCAGGGAGUGAAUUCAAUUCAUGAAUCGAAAUUCAUUCAUUUAGUUGUAAUUCGAUUCAUUUAGCUGUAAUCUACUUCACUGAAACUGGACUUGACCCUAACCUUGCUGAAAGAUAGAGAGCAGGUUAUCGUUCUGUUAAAGAGAGUGAGAGAGGUGUAUAGAUGUGUAGUUCUGUUAAAGAGAACAGCAUAAACCCAACUGAGGACCACUCCCCAGCCUCCGUCGGGCCACCCACCACCACGCCACACAAGCACAUCUUUACCCACAAGGCCGCAGGGUACGACGAUCCCCAAGCCUAACAGGACUGAGUCUGACAUGCUGGCUGGAAUAAACCACAAUGUUCAUUUAUACCUUGUGAAUGCUUAGUGCUGUAGGGGUUUGAUCUGUUGUAUACGCAGUCUGUUUUCUAUUUGUUGAUAAAAAGAACUGGAAUUUAAAAAAAAAAAAUAUGUUGCUGGGGGAAAAAACUCGAAUAAAGUUGAAUAAUUGUUGUUA